Molecule: messenger RNA, 2798 nt
Organism: Mobula hypostoma (lesser devil ray)
Lineage: Eukaryota; Metazoa; Chordata; Chondrichthyes; Myliobatiformes; Myliobatidae
Product: transcriptional repressor scratch 1-like
Exons: 2
Coding region: 323-1204 (293 amino acids)
Biological process (GO): regulation of DNA-templated transcription
Molecular function (GO): RNA polymerase II cis-regulatory region sequence-specific DNA binding; DNA-binding transcription factor activity, RNA polymerase II-specific
Source: RefSeq, a predicted model, not a curated record
UUAGAUCCAACACGGUGGCCCCGGCGCACGAGUCGCUGGGAGCUGUCCGGUGCUGAAAUUUAAGCAAAGACUUUAACCCCCGGCACGGGAGUCGCUGGGAGCUGUCCGGUGCUGAAAUUUAAACCGAGACUUUACCCGAAGCACAGGAGUCACUGGGAGCUAUCCGGUGCUGAAACUUAACGCCGGCAGAAAAGCCGCUGGGAUCUGUUCAGUCCUCAAACUGAAUCCUGGACUCUACCCCAGCGGAAAGAGGUGCUGGGAGCUGUUCGGUACGGGAACUAAAACCUGCUCUCUGCUCCGCAACGUUCCGUAGAAGGAAAAUAUGCCGCGAUCCUUCCUUGUUAAGAAAGUCAAGCUGGAUGACUUCCCAUCCCCUACUACCAGCAUCCCAUCGCCGACUUCAGAUUACGAUAACCCUUAUGCCAGAAGCGCCACCAAUAACGUUGGGAGUCUAACCACUCGAUUGCACGAAAAAGGGUACAUCACCGGGUAUAUGACGCCUUCCGUCUACGACGGAGACCCCCAAAACGCGAUUAAACUAUCUUCGCCCGAGCCGAUCUAUGCAACAGUGCACGGUGAAUACGGAGUGCCGGACUCGGAAGCACCGGACAGCCCGCAAUCUGGGAUUACAACCGGCUACAUCAACGGGGAUGCGGCGGUGAGCGAAGGCUACACGGUGGAUGCUUUCUUCAUCACCGACGGUAGGUCGAGGAGGAAAGCGAUCGGCGGCUCUAGGAGCACCAUCCAGCGGCACACUUGCAACGACUGCGGCAAAACGUACGCCACGUCGUCCAACCUGAGCCGGCACAAGCAGACACACCGGAGCCUGGACAGUAAAAUGGCCAAGAAAUGCCCGACCUGCGCCAAGGUUUACGUCUCCAUGCCGGCCAUGGCAAUGCAUCUGCUCACCCACGACCUCAAGCACAAGUGUGAGAUCUGCGGCAAGGCGUUCAGCAGACCUUGGCUCCUGCAAGGUCACAUGCGCUCUCACACCGGGGAGAAGCCGUUCGGCUGCGCGCAUUGUGGCAAAGCGUUCGCCGACCGCUCCAACCUCCGCGCCCACAUGCAGACUCACUCGACGUUUAAGCACUUCAAGUGCAAACGCUGCAACAAGACCUUCGCGCUGAAGUCGUAUCUGAACAAGCAUUACGAAUCCGCCUGUUUUAAAGGCGCCAUGCCGGCUCUGAAUGCAUUAGAAGCUUGAUGCCUGUCCCUUUCCCUCGUCCCUGCCCCAUCCCACCCUCUACCACCCUCCCCCAGAACAUUUACUCCCACUCCCCACCCCACCAUCGAGCAGGAAGACAACACACGAAUUACAAUAAGAUCAUCGCUGGGUCUAAUAGCACACUUACAAUGUUUUGUAUCAACAGCUGAAGAUCGAAAUAUUACUUGCUUGCAGUUCUUCGGGUAGACUUUAUUACAAAAACAACCUCCUGACUCAAACCAUAGACAACAGCGGGCCCCUCUCGCAAAACCUCUCGCUGAAAUUCAGUGAAGGCAUUAACGGGGGCCGCUGACCGUUCAAAAUUUUUUAGACACACGGAGGACUUGUGUACUUUUGCCAACGAUCAAAACAACUCCCCUGUCUCAGCCCCACAUUCCUUCUUCCUUGGCCUAACAAAAUGAUCAACUUGUUUAAGAGUUCUUUAAUUUAUUUAUCCAGUGACUAUUGGUUCGAUCUACCCCGGCCCGUUGCCUCUCCAGUUUGAACUUUUUGAUGUAUUGAUUUGCACUUUAUUUAUUUAUUUGUUUGUUUGUUUGUUUGUUUAUUAUCGGAUUCAUCCUUGAAUCGAUCGGUUCAGUGUUUAACAGGUUGGCAAACUGUUACCGACAUGCCAAAGCGCUUGCCACUUUCAGAAGGACAGACAUGAAAAAAAACUUUUUUGUUAGAUUACUUUUUUUUGUCGAACUCUGCAUUUUAUGCAUGCAAACAGUAUUCAAUCUAUGCCAAUUGUAAGAUAACUAUAUUUUGAACUUUUUUGCAAAAAGAUGAGAAAAAAUAUCAUAGGAAUUAAAUAAUGUAGACAGUUUUGAAGGCAAUAUUUCACGCAGAGCCUGGAAUACGCUAUACAGCAAUAAUUAAUUGAUGCAUGGUAUUUUUAAGACAAAAAUAGUAUUUGGAUAAGCGAAUAAAUCAGGUACAUUUUAAUCCAGUAUUCUGAAUAGUAAAACAGUUAUUUAGGAUAUUAACUGAUUAAUAUCAGGGAAUUUUCCAAUGUAGUCUUAUAGGAUUUAAGACAGACGAAUCUUCCAUUUUAACGUUGCCUGCCUUUGUCCCAAUGCAUUCUGGGACGGCCUUCAUGGCGGGGAAUGCACAGAGACUUUUGAUAUCGAGUGACAUGUGGUGAGAAAAAAAGAUAAUCAUCGUUAACGCAUUCCCAUUACCGUCUCUUUCCCUCAUUUUAGGAUUUCACCCGGAAGUCUUUCUGGAUUCAGGUAGAUGAGAAUGGAUUUAUUAUUAAUAAGGGUCACGCGCACGCGGGAGAAGUGUAUUUCGCGUCGAGUCUUGUAAAUAACAUUUGCAACUUGGAGACUAAACAGGAUUUUUACAAAUUGUAAAGAAAAGAAGUCUAUAACUCUCCCAGUUACUGGGGGAAAUUUUCACGGGAAUUUUUAAGCCAGUAUUGAAAUGACGGUUGUAAGCACAAUGACACCAGAUAUUAUGGCGCACUUCGUAGCUAAAAAGGAACAGUAAUAAUUAAUAAAGCCGAUUCUUAAUAUACGACGCCUGCCUUGUUAUUUUUUUCCAGUGGCGUGCCUAUUUGAAAGUCCUGUUGGAUUUACAAAUCCAAAUUAUC